Molecule: messenger RNA, 1509 nt
Organism: Lathyrus sativus (Indian pea)
Lineage: Eukaryota; Viridiplantae; Streptophyta; Magnoliopsida; Fabales; Fabaceae
Source: the annotation of a GenBank genome assembly
AUGAUGUCCAAACAACCCUUUUCAGUUUCACCUCAUUCCAACACCAUGAGAGCUUCCUCAUCAAGCCAUCUUCAAAACCCUAAUCCAAACUCAAACUCAAACUCAAAUCCACCUAAGAAAAAAAGAAACCUACCUGGAACACCAGAUCCAGAUUCAGAAGUGGUAGCCAUGUCACCGAAAUCAUUGAUGGCGACGAACCGUUUCUUAUGUGAAAUCUGCAACAAGGGAUUCCAACGGGACCAGAAUUUACAGCUUCAUCGACGCGGACACAAUCUUCCGUGGAAGCUGAAGCAAAGAGGUAACAAAGAUCAAAUUCGGAAGAAGGUUUAUGUGUGUCCUGAGAAGAGCUGUGUGCACCAUGAACCUUCUAGAGCUUUAGGAGAUUUGACAGGAAUUAAGAAACAUUACAGUAGAAAACAUGGUGAGAAGAAAUGGAAGUGUGAAAAGUGUAACAAGAAAUAUGCAGUUCAAUCUGAUUGGAAAGCUCAUAGCAAAAUUUGUGGAACUAGAGAAUACAAAUGUGAUUGCGGCACAAUUUUCUCCAGGAGGGACAGCUUCAUAACACAUAGAGCUUUUUGUGAAGCAUUGACUGAACAAACUGCAAAGAUAUCAUUACCAACAGUUCCAAGAAAUUUUCAUAAUGAUCAUUUCCCAAAUUCUCAAACUCCAAGGAUCCCUCAAAUUUUUCCUGGCUUUCAGUUUCACUCGGAGUUUGUUGGUUCGGGAACAUCGUCGCCACUAUGGCCAGCACUAGAGCAAACAAAUUAUCAACAACUUCUUCCUAGUACUACUGAUGUGAUGCAACAAACAAUGGAUGUGUUUGGAUCACAAACACAGUGGUUGAAUCAUAAUAGUAAUAAUCUAUCUUUGCCAAUGCUACAUGGAGUAAUGAAACAAGAGGAAGAAGAAAACAAAGAUUUGUCUCAUAGUGUAAUAAGCUCAUUGUACUUGAGUAGUAGUCAGAAUCAACAAGGAGGAUCAUCAAAUCACAUGUCAGCAGCAACAGCAACGUCACUGUUGGAGACAGAAUCUCAAAUGGGAUCUACAAGGACAGUUAUUACUAAUGAUAACAACAACAACACCCUCUUCAACAACAACAAUGUGAACCACUUUAGCAUUGUUGACAAAUUCUACAAGCAAGGUCAUCAUGAAAAUGAAGAGUUGAAUGAGUUGGUGAAUUUGGAAGGAACUAGCAGAACCAAUUUUGGAGGUGAGUAUUUAUUAAAUGACUCGUUUGGGACAGUGAAUGGUACCAAGAAUUUAGACCAUGUGGUGAUGUUGGUGGAUAGAGAGACAAGAGCAACAAAUCGAUAUUCACAUGAUUCGAGUUUAAUGUCAAAGGACAAAAACCAAAUGGGCUUUACAAGAGAUUUUCUCGGGGUUGGAGAUGAUGAUGAGUCAAUGAGUAGAUCAACUUUUUUGCAGCAAGAACUUGAUGGAUUUCAUGGAAUGGGAUCAUUAGGGAAUAAUCUGCAGAGCCAUUAUCGCGGUGGUGGAGACUAUUGCUAG